CUAACGCAAUAACUCACCCGGAAAUAGAAUGCGGGUCGCCCAUUUGUUUCCGGUUGUGACUUUAAUUUAAUCUUGACCCCCGGCAUGAUUGGGGAGGACUGUUGCUCCUUCUGAAAAUUCUCCGUCUAAUUUUAACAUCUCAGCCUAGGGUGUCUCUCCCUCUCCAAGUGUGGUCCCUCAUGGGCGGCUGGUCUAGCAGUGCUGUGCUGGAGCUGUACCGGGCGCUGCUCCGUGCAGGGCGUCACCUUCAGUACACUGACCGCAACUACUAUCGCCGCGCUGUGGCGCGCGAGUUUCGGCGGUGCAAAACUCUGACUGUACCCGAAGACAAGGAGGAAGCGCUGAAGAGGGGCCAGUUUUUCCUCAGUAGCCGAUUGGGUGGGCUUAUGUAG
Corythoichthys intestinalis (scribbled pipefish) is the source of this 392-nucleotide messenger RNA. RefSeq names its product mitochondrial ribosome and complex I assembly factor AltMIEF1-like. The transcript has 2 exons. The record is from RefSeq and is a predicted model, not a curated record. NCBI's taxonomy places the organism in Eukaryota, Metazoa, Chordata, Actinopteri, Syngnathiformes, Syngnathidae. The coding region runs from base 180 to 392 and encodes 70 amino acids.